This is a messenger RNA of Salvelinus namaycush (lake trout), 921 nucleotides long. RefSeq names its product neuroligin-3-like. Gene Ontology annotation, molecular function: neurexin family protein binding; signaling receptor activity. The record is from RefSeq and is a predicted model, not a curated record. Gene Ontology annotation, biological process: presynaptic membrane assembly; modulation of chemical synaptic transmission; neuron cell-cell adhesion. The transcript is spliced from 3 exons. Bases 1 to 921 code for a protein of 306 amino acids. Lineage: Eukaryota; Metazoa; Chordata; Actinopteri; Salmoniformes; Salmonidae. Gene Ontology annotation, cellular component: postsynaptic specialization membrane; synapse; cell surface.
AUGCCGCUCCUUGUUAUACUAACGCUCUCUUUCUCUCUCCUCAGGGACCCCAACAAGCCUGUUCCUCAGGACACUAAGUUCAUCCACACUAAGGCUAACCGCUUCGAGGAGGUAGCCUGGUCUAAGUACAACCCCCAGGAUCAGCUGUACCUCCAUAUCGGCCUGAAGCCCCGCGUCAGGGACCACUACCGAGCCACCAAGGUGGCCUUCUGGAAACACCUGGUGCCCCACCUGUAUAACCUCCACGACAUGUUCCACUACACCUCUACCACCACCAAGGUCCCCCCGUCCGAGACGACCCAGAACGCCCUGUCCACUAAGAAGACGUGGCCCUUCAACACCAAGCGGCCCCCCAUGUCCCCGGCCUACAACAACGAGGAUAAUGAGGCGUGGAACGGAGACGAGGAGACCGGCCCGUUGGUCAUAGAGAACCCCAGGGACUACUCUACGGAGCUCAGCGUCACCAUCGCCGUGGGAGCCUCGCUGCUCUUCCUCAACGUUCUAGCCUUCGCAGCGCUUUACUACCGGAAGGAUAAACGGAGGGAGGCCUUGGGAGGUCGCCGUGGUCAACCCAGCCCACAGACCCGCCAUGGCCAGGCUACGUCCAACGACAUCAGCCACCACCAGCGUCCCAACGAGGAGGAGAUCAUGUCCCUGCAGAUCAACCAGACGCACCACGAGUGUGAGGCGAUGGGGGUGGGGAACCCGGGGAAUGACGGAGGGCUGCGUCUGGCCUCGCUUCCCGACUACACUCUGACCCUGCGGAGGUCACCGGACGACAUCCCUCUGAUGACCCCCAAUACCAUCACCAUGAUCCCAAACUCUCUGGUGGGGAUGCCCAACCUGCACCCUUACAACACUUUCACAGCCGGGUUCAACUCCACCGGCCUGCCCCACUCCCACUCCACCACCCGGGUAUAG